AUGAAGCUCAACAUCGCUUACCCCGCAACCGGGGAGCAGAAAACUAUCGACUUCGAUGAUGAGAGGAAAUACCGUAUCUUCUACGACAAGAAGAUCUCACAGGAGGUUUCUGGAGAUUCGCUCGGUGAUGAGUGGAAGGGCUACGUCUUCCGCAUCACUGGCGGCAAUGACAAGCAGGGUUUCCCCAUGAAGCAGGGUGUCCUCGUCCCUUACCGUGUUCGUCUGCUUCUCGCGGACGGCCACUCAUGCUACCGUCCCCGCCGUACGGGUGAGCGCAAGCGCAAGUCUGUCCGCGGUUGUAUCGUUGGUCCCGAUAUCGCUGUCCUCUCCCUGGUCAUUGUCAAGCAGGGUGAGAACGAUAUUCCCGGCCUGACCGACAAUGUGCUCCCCAAGCGCCUUGGUCCCAAGCGUGCGACCAAGAUCAGGAAAUUCUUCAACCUGUCGAAGGAGGAUGAUGUCAGGAAGUACGUCGUGAGGAGAGAAGUGAAGAGCGCCAAGAAGGAGGACGCGAAGCCUUACACCAAAGCUCCCAAAAUUCAACGGCUGGUCACUCCCCUCCGUCUGCAACGUCGCCGCCACCUCCGCUCCCUCAAGCGCCGCCGGAUCGAACGCCAGAAGGAGCAGAAGACGGAGUACGAUGCUCUCCUCCAAAAGCGCGUGGCCGAGAAGAAGGAGAAGGUUGCGGCCGUCAAGGCAUCACACAAGAAGACUACCGCUUAA
Fibroporia radiculosa is the source of this 720-nucleotide messenger RNA. RefSeq lists its product as uncharacterized. Gene Ontology annotation, cellular component: ribosome. Gene Ontology annotation, molecular function: structural constituent of ribosome. The record is from RefSeq and is a predicted model, not a curated record. Gene Ontology annotation, biological process: translation. Lineage: Eukaryota; Fungi; Basidiomycota; Agaricomycetes; Polyporales; Fibroporiaceae. Bases 1 to 720 code for a protein of 239 amino acids. The transcript has 6 exons.